GGCGGGGGCGGGCCCAGAGACGGGGAUGCAGUCCCCGGGCCGCGGGCGGCUGGAAGCACCGGGCCGGGGGCUGGGGUGGGACCGGCGGGUGCCAUGGAUCUGCUCUCGGCGCUGAGCCUAGGCGAGCUGGCGCUCAGCUUCUCGCGUGUACCGCUCUUUCCGGUCUUCGACCUCAGCUACUUCAUCGUCUCCAUUCUCUACCUCAAGUAUGAGCCAGGAGCAGUCGAGCUGUCCCAGCGCCACCCCAUGGCGUCCUGGCUGUGCGCCAUGCUGCAUUGCUUCGGGAGUUAUAUCCUGGCAGAUCUGCUUCUCGGGGAGCCCCUGAUCGACUACUUCAGCAACAAUUCCAGCAUCCUGCUGGCCUCCGCCGUCUGGUACUUGAUUUUCUUCUGCCCCUUGGACCUCUUUUACAAAUGUGUCUGCUUCCUGCCUGUGAAGCUCAUCUUCGUGGCCAUGAAGGAGGUGGUGAGAGUCCGCAAGAUCGCAGUGGGCAUCCACCAUGCGCACCACCACUACCACCACGGGUGGUUCAUCAUGAUCGCCACCGGCUGGGUCAAAGGCUCAGGUGUUGCCCUCAUGUCCAACUUUGAGCAGCUGCUGCGAGGGGUCUGGAAGCCGGAAACCAACGAGAUCCUGCACAUGUCCUUCCCCACCAAGGCCAGCCUGUACGGAGCCAUUCUCUUCACCCUGCAGCAGACCCGCUGGCUCCCGGUGUCCAAAGCCAGUCUUGUCUUCACCUUUACCGUGUUCAUGGUGUCCUGUAAGGUGUUCCUGACGGCCACUCACUCACACAGCUCCCCUUUUGAUGUUCUGGAAGGCUACCUCUGCCCUGUGCUGUUCAGGCCAGUCUGGGGAGGCAACCAGCAUGACAACCAUGGCAGGCCCCACGGAGGCAGUGGGCCCAGCUCCCCACACUCAGCCCUGUCCACCAAGCCCAAGGAGGAGCUGAGUGAGGGCUCCAGGAAGAAGAAGACCAAGAAGGCGGAUUAGCGGGGUGGUCCAGGGGCCCACAGGGCACUGGGGAGGAGACCUGGACCCUCAGAGCUGGGGUGGGUGGGCAUCUUGGGCUCAGCUCUCCCCUCUUUGGGCCUCGACUUCCCCAUCUGCAAGCUGGGGCCAUCAGCGGGGCUGAUGACGGGGGCUAAAUAAGAUGUGGGGGUGAAGGGCAUUUGUAGGAACUGAGGGUCCUGCUCUGUCUUCCCGGCCUCCAUAGAGUCCCAGGCUGGGGUGGGGGGGAGGCACAGAGUCCCAGCAGCAGCUCCAGCCAGAAACCCUGGUAGUCAUAUUCUUGAUUCUGUUACUUCCUCUCUAAAAUCGCGUUCUUGACCCUGGAAGAAUUUCAAGCCACGUUGAGACAUCGUUGGACAGACGUUUCCCAAGUAUCUGCCAUGAGGCAGCUGCUAUGACUUCGUCUUUUUCUUGCCAGCUCCUCCGGAGCAAACCUGGGCCUUGCGUUCCCUGUGUGUGGCGCAGGCCCCUGGUCCUCCUUUGUACAAAAGAACUGACGUGAGGCUAGACGCCAGCCAGCCCUAUAAACUCACAAGCAUCGUGCAGCCAGCAGAGAGGUCAAAGUGAAGGCAUAAAACAGGAUGUUGGCAGGCCUGAGAGUAAGUUCUGGUUUUGCUCCUAACUUGCCAUGUGACCCUGGGCAAACCCCACCUUAUUAAAUGGAAAUGUUGGAAUAGGUCAAGAGUAGGAAAGUUUUAUGGCCCAUGGGCCAAAUCUGGCCCACUCUCUGUGUUUGUGAAGUUUUAUUGGCACACAGCCACAUUCAUUCGUUUACGUAUUGUCUGUGGAGUCUCUCAAGCUACAACAGACUUAAAGGCAUCACAACCGACACUGUCUGGCCCACAGAGCUGAGAGUAUUGGCCUCCUGGCCGUUCACAAGAAAAGUUUGCCCAUCCCUGCACUGGAUGAUUUUUAAGCCCCCUCUCUGUGGGUGAAAUCGCAGUAUUUCCAGAAUCUCUAGCCUGGCCUUAGUGCCUCUCCUUAUCAAGAGAGAUUCACAAGGAGUGGUGAGAAGGAGAGGUGAUACAAGGGUGGGGGGUGGUUUACAGGAAGAGGUGAUUACAAGGGUCGCGGGAGCGAGGGUGUAUCUGAGCUGGAGAGGUUUGGUCAGGCCUCCUUUUUACAGCUGGGUGGCGAGAACACAGGCGAGCAGAAGUGGACUGUUUGUAGGCAAUAAACAGGUUUCUCCCACUUUA
Messenger RNA from Manis javanica (Malayan pangolin), 2204 nucleotides. It is a transcript of the gene TMEM38A, whose product is annotated as transmembrane protein 38A. Gene Ontology annotation, molecular function: identical protein binding; potassium channel activity. Gene Ontology annotation, biological process: potassium ion transmembrane transport. NCBI's taxonomy places the organism in Eukaryota, Metazoa, Chordata, Mammalia, Pholidota, Manidae. Gene Ontology annotation, cellular component: membrane. The record is from RefSeq and is a predicted model, not a curated record.